UUAUUAUGGACCAUUGGCAUUGUUGACUGAGAAUCAUCAAACUGAUGUUUGAAGUGAAGAAUUAGGAUCUACUAGUACCUGCUUUUGAAACACUUUCUUUCGAAACAGCUGUGCUGCAUUGUUUGCUAACCGUAUCAGGAUGGGCCUUUGUAAGUGCCCCAAAAGAAAGGUGACGAAUUUGUUCUGUUUUGAACAUAAGGUGAAUGUCUGCGAAUACUGCAUUGUCGGAGAGCACUCUCGGUGCGUAGUCCAAUCGUACCUUCAAUGGCUUCAAGAUAGUGAUUUCAAAGCAGAGUGUGGCUUAUGCUCGAAAAGUCUUGCUCAGGGCGAUGUAAUUCGUCUAGUGUGUUAUGAUGUAUUCCAUCUGUCGUGCCUGGAUCGCCAUGCAUCCAGUCUGCCCGUCAACACUGCACCGGCAGGUUAUACGUGUCCAAAGUGCAAGUCGGGUAUCUUCCCAGGGGAGAACUAUGUGUCACCAGUUGUGGAUGAGAUUCGCCGUCUCUUGGCACCGUUUCGCUGGGCACAAGCUGGACUCGGCAGGCCGGUUGUCAGUGAUGUGAAUUCUGAACGUGAUAUGUCGCAUACGCCUUCAGGUCUCGACGAAACAGAUUAUCACAGCACAACGACGGCAACAACAACAAUGUCGGCGCCAUCAUCAUCGCUGGAUGAAGCCGCUGCCCAGCUGGACCAAGCUAUCGAGAGAGCAACAAGCACGUCCGGACGAGCAACAACGACAACCAGCGGUGUGACACGGAAGAAGCCAGAGGUAGCGGCAUCAGCCGGCUAUUCAGAGAGCCAGCAUGUCCAGCGCAAAGUAGUGGACACGCGUCCCAGUGGCGAGACACACGUACCCAUGGGGGUGGACCACGACGAGGACAAGUAUCGUCGGCGCGGGGCGCUUGACUUCCUCGUUCGCUGGACAGGCUUGAAAUUCGGCGGCAAGGUCGGCAAGGAGCGUGGUGCCGGACUCCAUCGGCCGGUCAUUUUCAUGCUGCUCGUUCUACUGGGCAUCAUGAGCUUGAUCAUACUGGCCACGCGCGUUACCCACACGCCGACUCACGAAGCCGGCUCCCAGUUCGAUCCACUCAACAACCCCAACGUUCAUGUGCAGCAGAAUUAAGCCCUCCUCGUCCGCCACAGCUCUGAGAUCUAGGCUUGUCUACCGUGACUGUUGUUCGUCAAUCACUUUGCUCGCUAACCAGUAGAGGUUGUCUUAGCAAAUAUCUCUCUACCUUACUUUGUAGGUUGCAUUUAGAAAUGAUACUCUAUUUGAAACAGCUGUCAGCACACGCAUAUUUGUGCUUCGCUGUCUGUACAAUACCUCAGCCCCUUCUCCCGUCACUGUGUGUGCUUAUGCUGAUCGUGUUUGUGUUUGUUUUGUUCGGUGCCGCCACGGUAGUUGCACCUCCUCCGUUUUAAACUGUUCUCAAAUUACUUUUGGUUAAUUUGAUACCAUACUUCAUUCUCAGUGCGUGUUUUGCACAACAAUCAUGUACAUACGCAAAUGUAUGGACCAAAUGGUCCAUUUACGCUCGUCAUGCCUACCACACGUGCGUUUACUAGCAGGCUAGCGCCAAAAGUCCGUAAAACCCCUAGGCCCUGGGGGUUUAUGAACUCUUGCUACCGCAUGACAAGCCUAUUACUUGUAUCUAACAGUUAAGUUAGCCAGACAUGGCGGGUUUUCUUUAGUAUUUUCACCUCGUGAAUUUCUGGCACCGUGUACAAGUAUCACACCAGUACCUUUAAUAUUAUUGGUUUUUUUUAUCUCUUUAUAGGGAUAGUUUCCUGCUUAUUGGUCAACAGCCGGGA
This is a messenger RNA of Sycon ciliatum, 1809 nucleotides long. RefSeq names its product zinc finger protein-like 1. Bases 140 to 1120 code for a protein of 326 amino acids. Gene Ontology annotation, cellular component: Golgi apparatus. The record is from RefSeq and is a predicted model, not a curated record. NCBI's taxonomy places the organism in Eukaryota, Metazoa, Porifera, Calcarea, Leucosolenida, Sycettidae. The transcript has 8 exons.